This is a messenger RNA of Sinocyclocheilus anshuiensis, 7277 nucleotides long. RefSeq names its product unconventional myosin-XVIIIb-like. NCBI's taxonomy places the organism in Eukaryota, Metazoa, Chordata, Actinopteri, Cypriniformes, Cyprinidae. Bases 251 to 6202 code for a protein of 1983 amino acids. Gene Ontology annotation, biological process: actomyosin structure organization. The record is from RefSeq and is a predicted model, not a curated record. Gene Ontology annotation, molecular function: ATP binding; cytoskeletal motor activity; actin filament binding. The transcript has 41 exons. Gene Ontology annotation, cellular component: cytoplasm; unconventional myosin complex; myosin II complex.
UGUGUCCUGCCACUCUAUUUCAGAUGGUAGCUUCACCCUCUCAGUGACAGUGAGACUGUGUACCUUGUUUUUGGCCUCUUCGUUUUUCCGGAGUUUCACGCAUACAUUACUCUCAUUGGAUAUAUUCUUCCACUCCAUCGAGGAACCAUCACAAGGUCCACAGUGUCACUGUUUCCAUUUUUUGCUCCACUUUGUGUCCUCCCUCACAUCACACCUGGCUGAGAUCUCCCAGCCCGACCUCGUCCCGACCAUGGCGCUCUCCUCACGCUUAAAACUCUGGGAACAGAAGAUCAAGGAGGAGAAGAAGUCUCCCAUCACUGCCGCACAGCCUCCUCCUCCUCCUCCUCCUCUUCUCUCCGCCGUCCCGGGAGGAUUCCUCAAACAGCUGGUGAGAGAGACCGAGAAAGAGACACGCCACAAAGAGCCAGAGCUCAAAGAGGAGAAGACGCCCAGGAAACUCAGUGACAACCUGGUCCAGAACUUCUUACUUCCCGACCAAACUCCACCGAUACUGGAAGCGGAGAUGGCACUACGAGCGGAGCAGCUGGUGAACGGGGAACGCGGCCGCCACACUGCGCUGACAGAGAAGAAAACAUCCUCUCCCAGAAGGAUCAUGUCACCCGACCCAAAAAAUCACAAAACUGGCUCAGAGUCCAGCACUCCAGAGGUCAGCUGGCAGGCGCAGAUGCCCAGUCCCAAGACAGAUACAGCCAAAUCUCCAGCACCACCAAUGGAAAAAGAAGUGAAGAAAGAAGAAGUAAAGGUACAACAGGAAGUUAAACCCCUGAAACAGGAAGUGAAAGAGCCGAGGCAAGAGCCUGAGGGUCAGAUGACUGUAACCCCCAUAAGAGAAGAGCACAAGGUGCCAGUGAGGGAUGUGUGGUAUGAAGCUGGCAAGGUGUGGUACGCACACAAAGACGGUUAUACACUCGCCACUCAGCUGAAGCCGGACGAAGGCACACCAGAGCUCCCUGACGGCAGGGUGAGGGUUCGACUGGACUCUGAUGGAUCCGUCCAUGAUGUAUCCCAGUAUGAGAUUGAAAAGCUGAACCCACCUGAGCUGGACCUGUGUGAGGACUUGAGCGACCUCGUGAGCGUGAACGAGUCAAGCAUCCUUCACACUUUGACCAGCCGAGCUAAAGGACAUCUACCCUUGACCCACGCGGGGCCCAAUCUACUGGCUCUGUGGCCUCCACUGUCCCAGCCAGGCAAGGGGCUUCGGAGCAGACGCUGGGAGUCCUGGGAGGCUCCUGGCCCACUGCAGGCUCUGGUGAGGAGGGUGUAUGUGUCAAUGGUGGGUCAGCGGAAGGACCAGACGCUGGUGGCUUUGGGACGCAGUGGCACAGGGAAGACCACUUCCUGUCAGUCAUUUUCCCAGGAGCUGCUCAAACAAGCGGGAACAGCAGGAGGAAGCCUUACCUUAGAGCGGCUCCAGGCAGUGUUUACAGUGCUGCGCUCGUUUGGGUGUGUGAGCUCGUCUCACAGCGAGGCCUCGAGUCGAUUCGCUAUGGUGCUCUCACUGGACUUCAACCACGCCGGACUCGCUGCUGCUGCACAUCUGCAGACCAUGCUGCUGGAGAAAUGGAGGGUGUGUCAGAGGCCGGAGGGAGAGAGUAACUUCCUGGUGUUCUCCCAGAUGCUCGCAGGCCUCAGCACAGACAUGAGGACUGAACUGCAGCUGCACCAGUUAAAGGAACACAACUCAUUUGGAAUUGCAUGCCCAACCAAGGUGGAUGAAAAGCAGAGAGCUUCAGUGGGUUUUGGGAAGCUACUGGCCGCCAUGAAUACUUUAGGAUUCUCAGCGGAUGAGCAGAAGGCCAUUUGGCAUGUUUUGGCAGGAAUAUACCAUCUCGGCGUCGCAGGAACAUGCAAGGUGGGCCGUAAGCAGUUUAUGAGUUUUGACAGCGCGCAGACGGCCAGUGCCAUCCUGGGUUGUGAGGGAGAGGAACUCCACACUGCCGUCUUCAAACACCACCUGAGGCAGUUACUGCAGAGAGCCACCGGAGGCGUCAGAGAGCGACGCGCCGCAGAGGAACCAGAGGACGGUCCAAAACUGAGUGCUGCUCAGUGUGUGGAAGGAAUGGCGGCUGGUCUCUAUGAGGAACUCUUCACCACUAUUGUGUCUCUCAUCAACAGAGCGCUGCACUCUCAGCAGCUGACGCUGGCCUCUGUGAUUGUGGUGGACACACCGGGCCUGAGGAACCCCAGACACAGCAGGGAUGGCCGAGCCGCCGGCUUCUCUGAGCUCUGUCACAACUACUUACAGGAGAGACUGCUGGAGCAUUACUUCAACCACACAUUCACAGACACGCUGGAGAGAUACACACGGGAGGGAGUACCUGCAGAUUUCAGAGCCCCUGAGGCGAGCCCGUCAGAGGUGGUGUGUGCUGUUGACCAGCCUGGACUGCAGGUUCGAGGACCAGAAGGUGACUCUCGAGGUCUCCUGUGGGUUCUGGAUGAAGAGAUGGUCACUCCCGGUUCCACCGAGAGCACAGUUCUGGAAAGAGUGUGUCAGUACUUCAGCGGCACAGUGCGCCAGUGCGAGCAGCCUCUGCAGUGUGAGAUCGCUCACCUGAUGGGUUCAGAUCCAGUCCGCUAUGAUCUCUCAGGCUGGUUCGGUCAGGUCCAGAACAACCUGUCUGUCCUAAACGCCAGUUCCCUGCUGCAGAGCUCCUCAAUUGGAGCGGUGAAGGCACUGUUCAGUCCGCGGGCGUCCAUGCCUCCUCUGUGCCGGGGUUUGGGCGGUGUGGAGGGCGGCUCUCAGCGCUCACUGGAGAGGUGCGGCACGUUGCGGAAGACUCUGAGCGGCGGGAUGGCGGCCCUCAGGAGACAUUCCCAGUGCAUCGCCGUCAAACUGCAGGCGGAUGCUCUGCUGAAUCUGAUUCGGCGAGCGCAGCCUGUCUUCCUGCAGUGUUUGAGUGCUAAGACAGAUGGCUGUGGCUUUGAUGUCCCAGCACUGCGUGUACAGCUGCACUCCACACACCUGCUGCCGGCACUGCAGCUGUACCGAACAGGCUACCCUGAGCACAUGUCCCUGGGUGAUUUCCGCUGUCGUUUUCAGGCCCUCUCUGCUCCCAUAAUGAAACGAUAUGGUUCUGUCUUCAUUACCCCUGACGAGAGGAAGGCUGUGGAGGAAUUAUUGAUUGAUCUGGAUGUGUUUAUGAAGCGUGAUGUCCUGAGGUCUUUAGAUCAGCAGAGAGAUCAGUUGUUGAGCGACUGGCUGGUGCAGCUUCAAGCAUCCUGUCUGGGUCAUAUGGGUCGCCAGAAAUACCGCCGCAUGAAGGUUCAGCAGAUGGCAGUGAGCUGUAUUCAGAGAAAUGUGCGAGUCCUCACUGCAGUGGCCCACUGGAGCUGGUGGAAGCUGCUGUGCAGAGUGCGCCCCCUGCUGGACGUCAACAUGGAUGACCAGCGGCUCAGAUCCAAAGAGGAUGAGAUCACUGCUCUGAGGAGACGUUUGGAAAAGUCAGAGAAAGAACGAAAUGAGCUGCGUCAGACUGCAGACAACCUGGAGACCAAGAGUCGUGUGGACCAGAGUAAAGUGACUUUGGAGGCCCUCGAGAGGCAGUUAGAGGAAGAAAAACAGAAAGUCAAGAAUAAAGAAGCUCUCAGCGGAGUGGCGACAGAAAGUGAGCUGCAGCUGCAGCUGGAAUGCGCGCAGACGGAGGUGGAGUUCCUGCGCAGGCGUCUGCGGCAGACAGAGGAAAGACUUGAGAGUGAGAAAGAGGCCCGUCAGCUGCUGGAUACUAAGGACGCGCGCGUGCUGACUGACAGCCUGCAGGGCCGCACUCAUGAGCUGGAGAGGAAACAGAGGAGGUUUGACAGUGAACUGACCCAGGCACUUGAGCAGGCUGAUCAUGAGAGGGAGCAGAAGGAGAGAUCCAUCCAGGAGAAUACCACCCUCGGCGCCGAGAUAUUCACCCUUCACAAGACGCUCAAGGUAAGGGCCGAGGUCAAAGGUCAAGUGUCCACCAUCUGCGAUCGUGCCAGUGAACUCCGGGUGUCCUCUGUCGGUAAACUGAACGAGUCCCCAGAGAUCCCAAAUAUGCAGAGGAGAAAAAUGACUGUGCAGCUCCGUCAGCUGGAGAUGCAACUGGAACAGGAAUAUGAGGAAAAACAGAUGGUGGUUCAUGAGAAGCAUGACUUAGAGGGGCUGAUUGCCACACUGUGUGAACAGGUGGGCCACAGAGACUUUGACGUGGAGAAGAGGCUGAAGCGGGACCUGAAGCGCACACAUGCCCUGCUCAGUGAUGCCCAGCUGCUGCUGUCCACCGUUGAACAGCCUGGGCAGGGUCAUGACCCCGGUGCCAAGAAGCAGCUGGAGAGACUGUGCUGCCAGCUGGAGGACAGUGAAGCCAGACGGCUGGAGGCUGAAAGCGCACAGAAGACUCUGGCUGCAGAGCUGGAAAACGCUCAGAUCGAACUGGAGAGCAUCUGCAAGCAGAAGAGCCUGGUGGAUGAGCAGCUGUCUCAGCUCCGCUACGAGAGGACGGACCUGAUGAAGAGGCUGGAGGAAGACCAGGAGGAUCUCAACGAGCUCAUGAAGAAGCACAAAGCCCUCAUCGCUCAGUCUUCCAGUGAUAUCUCUCAGAUCCGAGAGCUUCAGGCUGAAAUGGAGGAACUGAAGAAACAGAGACAGACCCUACAGGAGGAGCUGCAGACCAGCGUAGCACGUGUGCAGUUUCUAGAGUCGUCCACGGUGGCCCGCAGCAUCGUAAGCAAGCAAGAAGCUCGUAUCUGUGAUCUAGAAAACAAAUUGGAGUUCCAGAGAGGACAGGUCAAGAGAUUUGAGGUGCUGGUUCUGCGUCUGCGGGACAGUGUGGUGCGGCUGGGUGAGGAGCUGGAGCAGGCGGCCCAGGCUGAGGCCAGGGAGAGGGAGAAAUCCCGAUACUAUCAGCUGAGACUGGCGGAUAUGAAACUGGAAAUGGAUGACCUGAGCGUCAGAGAACAGGAGAGCAGCCGUCGACGCAUGGAGCUGGAAAUGCAAGUGGAAGAGCUUAGCGCAGUAAGACAGACCCUGCAAGCUGAUCUAGAGACAUCAAUCCGGCGUAUCGUUGAUCUACAAGCCGCGCUGGAGGAGGUGGAGUCCAGCGAUGAAAGUGAUACAGAAAGCGACACCAUGUCCAGCGUCGGAUCCAGUGUGGGCACUGAAGACGUCGGCGAAGGGAUCCGUCAAUGGGCAGGUGUACCGCGGGGAGGCCGAGGAGGAAGAACUUCUCCUUACGCAGGAAGCAGCUCCGGCCGCCAGUCUGUUACCGACAGCAUGAGCACCUACAGUUUCAGAUCUUGCACACAGGACCUGGACGAAGACGUCAAAGAAAGUUCCGGUGGUCUUGGCAGAGCGUCAUCAUCCACGGCCCUAUCUGAGCUCCUGGAGGGUCUGAGGAAGAAGCGCGCUGGGUGGGAAAGAGGCUCAGAGGUAGGCGAGGGGAGCGCAGUGUCCCUUCCCAUCUAUCAGACGACAGGGGCCUCCACGCUACGCCGCAGGUCUUCAGCGCUGUCUCUAGAAGCAGAGGAGGGUCUGGAGGACCUGCCUCGGCCCAGCAUAUUGAAACCUCCCAGUCCCCACCUGCCCCGUGCCUCCAGCCUCCGCUCCCUAUCCGAGGCAGGCCCAACGUCCUCCACCACCACAACCACCACAGGAAAGAUGAACCGUUUCAGCUCCUGCGACUCCCUCGCAUCCGUGACCUCCACCGCAAGUUCCCGCCGCCACUUGUCCAACCUGUCCAUCCCUGAGGAAGGAGAGGAGGAGCCCAGGUCGAAAGCCAUGCCUCCUCUUGGGCCCUAUCAACCAAUCCGACGUCGAUUACUCGGCGGCCUGGUGGCGGAAACCGGAGAGUCGCAAUUGGGAUCGGAACCGCUUGUGUUCCAGAAUCGCAGACUCCUUGGGAAUCAAGACAAGGAGAGGGCUGGAGUCGAUGCAGGGGACACCAGCUCAGACAUUCUCCCAGCAAUCCGACGAGCACGGUCCACUAGCAGUCUGGCAUCAAGCGGUUCCCGAACGGGCCAGAGACGAGCCCUCAGCGUGCACUUUGGGGAGUUGCCGCCGUCCAGAGCGUCGCGUAGGGAGUCCGACUCAGACUCUUCAAGUUCUGGAGGAUCUCAGAAGCACCGUGGGCCUCAAGAAGAGAGGCUGGAAGCCGAGGGCAGCGAGGACGUCAAUUCUGUGAUGAAGAAGUACCUCAAAAAAGCAGAAGUGGACUAGAAGACUCAACGAGGAUGGAUGAAGACGUGGAGAAUCAUCCUUGUCCAGAAUGCAUUGAGGCACAUUUAAAGCACAAAUACACUGAGGAUUUAUUUUGAGCACCGUUUGUACACAAAUAGAAAUGUUAAAGGUGAACACAUCAAAUUCCUAAAAUUUUCAGUGUAAACAUGCCCUUUAUUUGAGCCGUGUGGAUACCCUCGGGUGCUUCAGGUCGGGGAAAUUAAUCUUGACCAGUGAGCACUUGCUUCCCCUCUCAGCAGUCAGUGCAAAUUUGUUGAACUCCAACAGAUGUAAAUAAAAAUGUCAAGCAGAAUCAUUGGUAUUUGCUUCAACCUUUCAAAGGAGAGGAGCAGCAUCACAGUCACAGAGGAAAACAACUGAAAUCAAGCCUUUUUACAGAGCAGAGAUUGUGCUUACAAUGCAGAGGCUCUCCAUAAUAAUGGAGCCUGACCUUGUUUCUGCAAUUGAAUCAUUAUCUUAGACUUAUUUGCCUAGGAACGGAGUAAAGAAAAUAGUUUGUACUUAAUUGCCAGAACAGAAUUUGAAGCUACUACACACAGUGACGACAUGCUCUAUAUAAAUGCACUUGGUAAGCAUAAACAGGCUAAAGGAAUAUUCCAGGUUGAGUUAUGCUAAAUUGUAGCAUUUGUGGCAUAAUGUUGGUUAAUCACAAAGAAUAAUUUUCCUUGAGGUUACAGUGAGGCACUAAAAAUGGAAGUAAAGAGGCUUAUUUUGUAGGUUUUAAAAGCAGAAGUGUAACUUUUUAUACAAGCUCUUUUAACUAAUAAUCAUUCAGUGUGGUUAUUACCAUUAUGCCACAAAUGCCAUAAAUUGAGCUUAACUUGUACUGAGCCUGGAAUACUCCAACUACAUUUUAGAUCCAUUUACUGAAAGCAGCACAUUACAGUGACUUUACCACAGUAAGCGUUUUCUUAACCCUUACCUGUGGUAAAUCACUAUAAUGCAGUGCCUCGGAUUUAAAUUGGUGCUUCCGCUACAUUUAGAUGACAGCUGAGACAGGUGUACGCAACCCAGUCAUACUUUCUUUCACAGAUAAAAUGUUUUUCCAGAGACA